GUGACGUCACGGGGUGGAAAUCGAUAACUACCGUGUAGUAGUUUCCCCUCUCGUGAAGGAUUCUCUUUGCCACCAGACGACCCACUAAGUGCCUUCAGUGCGGGGAGGUCACCGCGACGUAAGGUACGUCGUGAUCACGUCGCUCCGACGACCGGCGACGACCACAGAAUUAUUACGUGAAAUAAUAGUUUAUAAUUAAAAUUCAAAUCAUUAAAUAGCAUUUUAUAAAACGUGUGUUGAAACACUGUCAAAUUUGAAGUUUGUUUAAAUACUUGGUAUGAUGAUGAUAAAAUUUUUCAACAAACUUGUGAUUGCUCAGUGAUCCCACGGUCGUCGUGGCUUCGUGAUAAAAUCGCUAGUUGUAACCUGCUGAUCUUCGAUUGCUUGCAGGAAGCAUCAGAAGCAGGUCAAGCUUAAAAAAUUAUUAAAAUAGAUUGGUGUCUGAUUCACCAAGAAGGGGGUUCGCGGGUUCAGCGGAUCCAAAGAGUUGGGUGGAAAUCAAUGGCCAUCAGCGCCCAUGGGCGGCCUCGCGUUUAGGACAAGGAAUAGCCCCUCCCAGAAGACCUCGCUACGGUGGGGUGAUUGCUGCCCCCCAAAUUUGAGUCCAUCGGUGUCAUCAGCUGUCCUUAAGGGCCGUCUUCAAGAUAUGCCGCCGCUGCCUGUGUGAGGUUGUCCCCCACUGUUGCGUGAUUGUACCCCGCGCAGUUUACAAAGAUUUUCAAACGUUCUGCAAUCAGAUCGUGUACAAAACCUUCCGGAUCUUCGUCUUCACGAUUUGGCAUUGACACCUAUUGAUCAUACAACACCAAAAAUGAUAAAUAUCGCGGGUGUAGUAUCAAUUGGUCUGUUCUACGUCCUAAUUUUAGGCGUAGGAAUAUGGGCAGCAAGAAAAAAAGAAGCGGGAAAUGAUUCAGAAGAAGAAGUUAUGCUGGCAGGGCGUUCCAUUGGUUUAUUCGUGGGGAUCUUCACUAUGACAGCCACUUGGGUCGGUGGUGGUUACAUCAACGGCACUGCUGAAAUAAUUUACACCAAGGGUCUAGUCUGGUGCCAAGCACCAUUUGGUUAUGCUCUCAGUCUAGUUUUUGGUGGAAUAUUCUUUGCAAACAAGAUGCGUCAGCAGGGGUACAUCACGAUGUUGGAUCCUCUCCAGGAUGCAUUUGGAGAGCGAAUGGGUGGAUUACUAUUUUUACCAGCACUAUGUGGUGAAGUAUUCUGGGCAGCUGGAAUUCUUGCAGCACUUGGUGCUACAAUUGCAGUAAUUAUUGACAUGGACCACACCCAUUCGAUUAUAUUCAGCGCCUGCAUCGCAGUAUUCUAUACUUUAUUUGGAGGACUUUAUGCCGUUGCUUACACAGACGUCAUUCAGUUGUUCUGCAUCUUUAUUGGAUUGUGGAUGUGUAUUCCCUUCGCCUGGAUGAACCCUAUAGUCGAGCCGUUAAGUUCAAUGAAUGUCGACUGGAUUGGCCAAAUUCCAUCUGAAGAAUAUUGGUCUUAUAUAGACUAUGGUCUCUUAUUAGUUUUUGGUGGAAUACCGUGGCAAGUGUACUUCCAACGAGUUCUGUCAUCAAAGACUGCCGGCAGAGCACAACUGCUCAGCUACGUCGCCGCUGCAGGAUGCAUCUUGAUGGCCAUUCCCCCAGUCCUGAUUGGUGCUAUUGCCAAAGCUACUCCUUGGAAUGAAACUGCAUAUUCAGGUCCAUAUCCACUUGGGGAAGCUCAAACCAGUAUGAUUCUACCAAUGGUGCUGCAGUACCUAACACCUGAUUUUGUGUCAUUCUUUGGUCUUGGUGCUGUGUCUGCUGCAGUCAUGUCAUCUGCUGAUAGCAGCAUCUUAUCAGCCAGUUCAAUGUUUGCCAGGAACAUCUACAAGCUGAUUUUCCGUCAAAGGGCUUCAGAGAUGGAGAUAAUCUGGGUGAUGAGAGUAGGUAUAGCCAUAGUUGGUGUUUUAAGUACAAUAAUGGCUUUAACUAUUCCAUCCAUCUAUGGUUUAUGGGCCAUGUGCUCAGACUUGGUCUACGUGAUCCUGUUCCCUCAGCUCCUGAUGGUCGUACAUUUCAAGGAUUAUUGCAAUACUUAUGGCAGCUUAUCAGCAUACAUAAUAGCACUUAUGGUUAGAUUAUCAGGUGGCGAGUCUAUGAUAGGUCUUCCAGCAUUGAUACAUUAUCCAGGAUUCGAUGAAGUCAAUCAAGUACAAUUAUUCCCAUUCAGAACAGUAGCCAUGUUGCUGUCUCUUAUUACCCUUAUCGGUGUGUCUUAUGCGACUCAGGUGGUUUUCUUGACUGGAAGAUUAGCUCCAGGUUAUGACGUCUUCAGAUGUGUAGUUAAUAUACCAGAUGACGUUGAGAGGGUGGGUCCUGAUCCAGUGGAAGGCGAACAAAUGGCAGUUCUUGCUGCUGGAGCUGGCAGGCUUUAUGGUAGUAAAGAUGAAUCGAACGGACGAGUCAAUCCAGCGCUCGAGCCGGACUAUGACAUGGAACCGGACUAUGGGGCAGUUGGGCCCACGGCUAACGUUGGUGGAGCUGUGAUAGGUGGUGGAGGUGGGACUGCUGCUCAUCCUGCACCUCAUACAACUAAUUCCCUUCGUCAGCCGCAGUCCAGUACUGCCUUUUAAGUUACCUGGUUCCAUGAUCACAAGCUGUGACCAACAAUAAGUACAGUAACGCGGUCGUUUUUUAUGUCUAUUUUAGAUUUGUUUCAACAAAUCUUUUUAUUUUCAGAAGUACCACUUACAUAAUAUUUUUUUAAAGAAAUAUUUUAUUUAUUCAACUACUUCAGUACCUUUCAUUUCUAAAUAUAUUUUGAUCUCUUUUCCUUCCACUCAUACAAAAGUAAGUAAAGCACAAUAUUUAAUAAAAUUUAUUUCUACUUUUUUAUUACUAAAAUAAAAUGACAAAUAUUCAAGCCCGUAAAUUUUUUCAUAUAUUUAACUUUGAAGUAGUUUUUUUAUCAAGUAUUUUUAGAAUAAAAAAGCUUUCUAAAAAGUUGAAAAAUUGAUUUGAAAUUUAUCUAAAAAUAAUAAAUUUGAAGAGCAAAUGUUCGAAAAUGUAAGUGGUCCUUGAACUUCUCACAAUAGAUAAUUUUUUAAGCAUGUUAAAUUUUUAUAUAUACCUAUUCGAAGGUAGUUCAAAAUGAUGCAAUUAAAGUCAAAAUCCAACGUACUCAAGUGUUGAAUAUACCUAUUUAGUACUCGAGUCGUAGGAUCGUGGCUUUUUCCGGUUCUCGUGACACGAUGGUCCUCAUCAACGUCACUAUUAUGGAAGAUGCACAUUUUUGAAUGGCUUCGUUAAACUCUAAAACGUACCGCGUUGCUAUUUAGGCCUAGUGAUUUGGUUUGUUUUUAUAUUGCACAGAUAUUUAUUAAUAAAUGUAUAUAUUACAAAUAAAUAAACUAGUCAUAUAUAAUGUAAAUUUAAAUAGAAUCCGAAUAUAAAAAAUAUAUAUGCAGUCGAUCUGUUUGCCAUAUAAUAUGUUUACCUGAAAAAUUACAUAUCAUCUGACGACCCCAAUAACUAUUUCUUGUAAUUUGAGGGUAAUAUUCCAUGACAAACGAAUUACAAAAUUUAGAAUUAAAAAUAUAUUGAAUCGUAAGAUACGAGAGCUUUUGUAUUUGCAGACUGAAUGUUCUUCCCUUUGUCCAAUAAAUGCUUUGCACUUUUGAGGUAUUGUUUAAAUGUGCACAUGUUAAUUUAUUAUGACUAGUUAAUGACAAAUAUCGUUUGUCAAAAUCCAAAAUCACUAUCAUUUUGUCAUCGGAUCGACUAGUGUUGCAGUUGUGUUUACAAUAUAGUAUAUUAUAUGAUUAAAAAUGUGCAAAUAUAUACAAAGGUAAAAUAUAUGAACAAAUAAAUAACUAUAAUUGUAAAAUAGAGUAUAUAUAAAUAUAAAUAUAUUAUAUAUAUAUAUAUAUAUAUAUUGUUGUUAUACAUCCAUUCGUAUAUUGUUACUUUUAGUUGGAUCAUUGUGUCAAUCAAUCUAACAAAUAAUUCUCAAAUGUCAAUAUUUAUGUUUAGUUAUCUAUUAUGUAAUUUCAGAUGGAAAACAAAAAAUUGUAUGAAUCAAUGUUACUAAUUUAAAAGGUCCUAUUUUUAAACAACUAUUGUAACUAUUAAAUUGUUAUCAUGGCGUCAAGUUGUUGGUGAUCUGAAUGGAAGGCUUAGAGUACAUAAGAAAGAAAUAAGACUUUUAUAUUCACACGUACAGAUUAUUAAAUAUUUUUCAGUAUAUUUUAUUGAAUAAAAAAAUUAUAUUUAAUAAUACACUUUAUUUUAUAGGUAAAAUUACGUUUUUGCACAAAGAGUUAUUUGAUUUGGUAAGAAAAUUUUAUAUCAUGUUAUUAUUGAGUAUUUUAGAGCUUAAUUUUUUUUAAAGUUGCGUCGACUCUAUUUUUUUAUUUAAUUUUUUUUAAAAGUAUUUUAAAUCAAAAAUUCCCUUGCAACAAAUUGUUGAAUCUAAUAAUAUUUGUAGCUUGUUGCAAUAAGCAACACAUAUUUGUUAUUUUUUUUAACAAUUAAUAAAAAAGAAAAUGACUUAUACAAUUAUAUGAUAUUUGUUGAGAAUCAAUUAACAUUUUUUCCUAUCAAAAGUAAUUUAUAAAAACACGCUAUUAUUGAUGCAAUUUUUUAAAAAAUUAUGCAUUACUCAAUUAUUAAAUUACUUACCACGAUAAUUUAAUUAUUAUAAUUACUAAAAAUAGUUAAUUACCUAAAGGAAAGAAUAAACUCAAACAAUCUUGGUGCUGGAGAACUCAAAGUUAAUAGCUCAAUAAAUAUUGUAAUUAGUAAGCAGUUAAUAAUCUAAGUCCUUGUAAUGUCUCGAUGUCAUACUGAAACUUAUACAUAUCAUAAAUGUGCCGAUAUAAUUUUUUUAUGUUGUUAAUUAGAUAAUAAUUAUUAAUAAAAGUUAAUUAAAAAAAGAAAAGCUGUUGGAAUAAGCAGUGGAGUAAAAUGAAAAGUAGUGAAUCGUUAACGAAUUUAGGUAAAUAAAAGUAUUGAAAAAAAGAAAUAAUAAAAACAAUUAGGAAGACGAAAAAAAAAUAAGCGUAAGGUAAUGAAAUCUGCUUGAAAGUAGUUACUUAUAUUACCUUAUAGUACUGAGAGCUCCUCGUGUGAAAUAUAAGAAAGUUGAACAAAAAAACCAUGUAUUAUGUAGCUGUAUAAACUUACAUAUCACACAAAGUACAUAUGUAAUUCAAAUAAAUGAUGUUAAUAAGAAUCGAAAUAUAUUAAAACAAAAAAAUAACAAAUAUAUAUUCUAUAGUUAAUUAAUUAUUAAUUAUAAAUACGCUGUAAUAUAACAAA
Chelonus insularis is the source of this 5297-nucleotide messenger RNA. RefSeq names its product choline transporter (gene ChT). The coding region runs from base 812 to 2611 and encodes 599 amino acids. NCBI's taxonomy places the organism in Eukaryota, Metazoa, Arthropoda, Insecta, Hymenoptera, Braconidae. Gene Ontology annotation, molecular function: choline:sodium symporter activity. Gene Ontology annotation, biological process: choline transport; acetylcholine biosynthetic process; transmembrane transport. Gene Ontology annotation, cellular component: plasma membrane. The transcript is spliced from 7 exons. The record is from RefSeq and is a predicted model, not a curated record.